AUGGACGAAUUCGGUUGGACAGCAGAGGAUGAUGUGGCCAUGCACGAGGUUGGCGACUCGCUCGACGUCGGCAUGGAACCGGGAGCUACGGUCAUGUGGUUUGGUACUCAUGAAGGCGUCCGCAUGGACGAGCUGACCGAGGAGUAUCGCCGCCAUUUGGAACAUGGCUCGUACUGGGACAGGACGCCCAACCUGCUUCGUUUCAGGAAUUUACAUACGCGGUAUCUGGAUUGGUUGGACCAGGAAAGAAGUCCCUUGUCGGCUCCCAUCUGGUUCGGAAAGUAUCGAGGCCAUGAAUUGAGGAUUCUAUAUACGAGGCCACGGAGGUGGCGCUGGCUUAUGGAUAAUUGUGGGAAAUGGAGACGGGCUCUAUUGGACAUGAUACGCAGGUACGAGCUCUGGAGGGAGUUGCAUGAUCCGGAUUGGCAGUACAGGCGGCGCCGACGACGACAAACACAUGGUAGGAUGAUUGUCAACAAAGUCGGCGAGCGCCUCUUACCGCGUGAUGACGGACCGGCUUCAGAUGAUGAUGAUUCGUAUGCAACCGACAGUAGCUUUAUAGUCCGGGACUCGGAUAUGGGUACAGACCAAGACGGCGAGAGCAGUCAAGACGAAGAUGACCCUUUUGAGCCAAGCAGCGACGCGGAGAGCGACGUGAUUCUCGAUGGAGAUUUUGAUGUCCAACAGCAGGCGUCCAUGGUGGUUGGCACCAUGGAAAGUGAGGGAGAAACGACACCACGGACGGCUGCCAAGAGGGACGAAAGGAGACGGCCUCUCACUCUAUUCGGCGACAGUGACAAGGACUCUGAUAAUGAGUUCCCGUCAGUAGCGGCCAUGUUCCGGACACCGCAGAGGCCUCGAGCUCCACGUGUUCGGGUGGCGGAUGAAAGUCAUGUGCACACACCCACGCAAACACAACGGAUCAUUACUAUAUCAUCAAGCAGCGAGAGCCAUGCAGGUUCCAUUGUCGAGGAUGAUGACGAAGAUGACAAGGAUGAAGAACUUCGACCGCACUUUUCCCAAGCCACAAACCGGCUUUUUGAUGUCGAGGCGAAAGGCGGACGAGAAGGGAGAAUUGGCACAAGAGUCAGAACAUCACCGAGGAAAUAUAUCUCCCUUGAAAUCAGCUCCAGCGACGACGACAAUACCGCGAGGAAUACCCCUCGUACGUCAGUAAGAUCGUCGAGGAGCAUCCCUCGAUUGCCACCACCCCAAGAGGAUAGUAUGUCUAGCAGCAGCGAUGAGCUAGUUCCGUCACCGACAAGACGCAUUACAUUCAUGGAUCGGAGCAAGAUCUCGCCAAUUCGGAGGAAGCACAGUGAUGUUACUUUGACACCACGAAGACAACCUGUGCGAAACUCGCCUAGGAGGAAUGCGGCGUCACCACGCAAACAGUCACCACGCAAACAGUCACCACCCAAAGAGUCGAUAAGCUUAAUCACUUCGGAAGAGGAGGAGGAGAAGCCGGUCCAGACGCCGCUGAAAAGACGUCAUUCAAGGAUCUCUGUGUCUCAGACCAACACGAAUCGACGGGAUCUUUCCCCAUAUGAUUCUGAUGAUCUGCCAAUCUAUCCGAAGGGCUUUGGCCGUAAGACUGCUGCUCCGGCCAACAGCAUGGACAGUCCCGCGUCUCUGGACUCGGAUGACAAGCCCCUCAGACCACGGUCAAGCCCAAUCAAGCAUACUCCUACCAAAGUGGGCGACAUCAUCUGUAUUGAUUCCGACGAUGAGCCGGUAAGGCCGCCGCCCAGUCGGCGUAAACGAAGCCAGGCUCAGGAAAUGCAUACCGAGUCGGACGACGAGCCUAUCAGUCCUAGGAAACCAAAUCAUGGAGGCUAUCGAUAG
This is a messenger RNA of Pestalotiopsis fici W106-1, 1845 nucleotides long. RefSeq lists its product as uncharacterized. The transcript has 2 exons. The record is from RefSeq and is a predicted model, not a curated record. Bases 1 to 1845 code for a protein of 614 amino acids. NCBI's taxonomy places the organism in Eukaryota, Fungi, Ascomycota, Sordariomycetes, Amphisphaeriales, Sporocadaceae.